Bactrocera dorsalis (oriental fruit fly) is the source of this 3071-nucleotide messenger RNA. Its product is annotated as facilitated trehalose transporter Tret1. The record is from RefSeq and is a predicted model, not a curated record. The coding region runs from base 635 to 2911 and encodes 758 amino acids. Gene Ontology annotation, molecular function: transmembrane transporter activity. NCBI's taxonomy places the organism in Eukaryota, Metazoa, Arthropoda, Insecta, Diptera, Tephritidae. The transcript is spliced from 9 exons. Gene Ontology annotation, biological process: transmembrane transport. Gene Ontology annotation, cellular component: membrane.
UCGAAUUAGUGUUGCUCAGAACGUGGAGGCGCUAACAUGAAACAAACAUAGCGGUACCUUGUAGCAGUUUAGAUUAAAAUCGAAAUUUGUUAAGCGAGUUUUCCGGUUCGUGUAGAAAAUAUAACAAUCGGUGCAAAACAAAAAUUAGAUUAAAGAAAGACAUUAUGAAAAGAGAAAUUUGUGACCAGCAACAGCAGCGAUUUCUAUACAGCCAUUACGAUAAUUGGGCGCCUCUUUGUUGAAGACAAUUAAAUUUGCACGUUUUAUGCACAAACUCCCAAUAAAAAGCAAAACACGCCCACACAAAUACUAUAUACAUACAUAAAUAUGUAUAUGCAAGCAGUGAGCAAAUGAAGGUGAAACGUAAAUAAUAAAACAAAUUGCAAAAAAAAAAUUAAAUAAAUUACCGUUAAUCAGUGAAACUAAUCGGGAAAAAAACUGUGAUACAUAAUUUUUGAACAAUAACAACAUUGUGUCAUACAGUGCAAAAAAGAACGAAAGAGCUUUGUAAUAUAAGUACUUACAUACAUACAUAUAGACAUGCCGACGAAUCUAAGCGCAUACUUACAAUAAAAGAAGAAUAUGCUAAAUAUAUAGAAAAAACGUGCAUUCCACUAGUUCCAACACAAACACUAUGACGGCUGUGGACAAAACAACGGAAGUUAAAAACGGAGCUGUUAAUAAUCGGCCGUAUUUCAUACAAAAUGGCAACAGAAAUCUGUCCUCAGACAUUGCCGGUGAACAUCGAGAGAUUAGUACUUUUCGCAGCGCCUUACCACAAUUUUUAGCUGUAAGCGCUAAGAAUAUAUUACUUUUUGUAUAUGGUAUGACGCUCGGUUUUCCCACCAUUGUCAUACCGGCCAUACAGGGUGGUGAUGGACGUGAACCCAGUGAUAUAGUGUUAAAUAGAGAUGAGAUAUCUUGGUUCAGUUCAAUAAAUUUAAUAUGCGUGCCUUUGGGUUGCCUUUUUUCGGGCGUUCUCUCUCAACCGAUUGGAAAGCGUCGCGCCAUGCAGCUGGUUAAUUUACCGAUUUUGGCUUCAUGGCUACUCUUUCACUUUUCGACGCGAACUGAGCAUUUGUAUGCGGCGCUCUGUUUGAGCGGUUUGGGUGGCGGUCUUAUGGAAGCGCCGGUAUUGACCUAUGUGGCCGAAAUCACCGAACCCAAAUAUCGUGGUAUACUCUCGGCGCUCGGUUCCACAUGUGUCAUCACCGGCGUUUUUAUACAAUUCAUUUUGGGCUCUUUAUUGGAUUGGCGCACGAUAGCCGCUUUGAGUUCAGCAUUUCCGAUUAUUUGUAUAAUAGCGCUAUGCUUUGUGCCCGAAAGUCCGACGUGGUUGAUACGUGAGCAUCGCUUUCGUGAGGCUGUAAAAUCAUUGCAAUGGCUACGCGGUUGGGUGCCCGAAUAUAUGAUCGAAGCUGAGUUUAAUCGACUCUAUGAAGAAUUGAUUACACAGCCGGCUUUGGAAGAAGCGGUGGACAAUCAUGGUGAAAAGCCAUCCAAGUGGGCCAGUCGCUUUAGAAUGUUUCGCAAACGUUCCUUUCUAGUACCGUUUAUAUUGGUCACAUUCACAUUCUUCACCGGACAUUUUUCUGGCAAGACACCACUGCAGACAUACGCGGUGCAGAUUUUCCACACACUGAAAGCACCAAUCAAUAAAUAUCACGCCACUAUUUUGUUGGGAGUUGCCGAGAUGAUCGCAACAAUAUUAUGUGUCUUCCUAAUCCACUUCACCGGCAAGCGUCCAUUGGUUAUGAUAUCUACCAUCGGUGUUGGGAUUUGCAUGUUUGGUACCGCUACAUACGCACAUUAUGUCAAGGUGGUACCUGGUUUUGCAGUGAACAAUGUAGUCAUUAAUGCUUCCAAUAUAGUGCCAAGCGAGAAUUUAAUAACUCAAGCCAAUAUUAGUAAAAUUUUUGAGGACGAGAUAUCAAUUUUGGAACCAGAUAGUUUGAUGCAUGACAAAUUGUUGGAAACAACAACAUUAUAUGCAAUCUUAGAUGGUGGCGGCAUAGAGACGACAACACUUAUAGCCAUCAAUGGUAGCGAAGAGGCAUUGAACCCUUUGAAUCGCGCUAAACGCGAAGAGCAGGAGCUUUCACUUGAUGAUUAUAAUGAUAAUUUAACUUUUGUACAAUUACCAGGCUUUGAUUAUCUAGAUGCAAAUAAUAGUAGCGAUAACGUAACAUCAUUUCUAAACCUUUUUGACUCUGAGGAGCAGGCAGAAGCCACAACAGUGUCAAAAAACUUAGAGGAAGAAUUGACUACCACUUUAGCGUCAAUUGUCCUUGACGAGCGCAUUACAAAGCCACCAUCUGAAGCAGAAAUAACUAAAGAGGUUUUGUUACCAGUACCAACACAAACAACCAACAACUUGGUUUGGCUUCCAUUAAUUUUAUUAUUAGGCAGCGCUUUUUUCGCACAUAUCGGCAUACGUAUGAUACCUUGGAUUCUUAUCGGUGAGGUAUUUCCGGCUCCAGUGCGCAGCACUGCUUCCGGCCUUGUCAGUGGCUUAGGUUACAUUUUCGGGUUUUUGGCUAAUAAACUUUUUCUACAAAUGCUGUCUGCGUUUACUUUGCCGGGCACAUUCUGGCUCUAUUCGGCAGUAGCCUUGUUUGGCGCAUUAGUGUUAUAUUUUACACUACCCGAAACCGAGGGACGCACUUUACACGAAAUUGAGGCGCAUUUUUCCAAAAAAUCGAAAACUAAUUUGUUGAAAAAAUCAUGCCGUCAAGAUUUGAAUAAGACAGUCAUCCAGUUGGAUAAUCUUCAGAAUUUACAAAUCCCUAUAAGCGCACAAACUGAAGCAAAGAUAAUUCAAUUACAACAAAGUGAUUUUGUGCCUCAGCGACUGCAUGUUGCAGGCGAGAUCAAUCUUGGGUUUGAAGAAAACAAUACAACGCACUUAUAACGGUUGGCAAAUAGUUAUGUAUAAUAGGAUUAAAUUUGUACAUAUGUAUGGAUGUUCUGUCUACUUGCAAUUUUUCAAGUGCACUACUUUGUGGAUUUAAAAAGUAUUAUUAUUUGUAUAAAUAUGUAAAUUUGUGGAUACCAAGAAUAUGUUGUAUAUA